This is a messenger RNA of Darwinula stevensoni, 5516 nucleotides long. The record is from the annotation of a GenBank genome assembly. NCBI's taxonomy places the organism in Eukaryota, Metazoa, Arthropoda, Ostracoda, Podocopida, Darwinulidae.
AUGAUGGCGUCCCUAGGGAGAUAUUGCACUGUGAGCGUGCUAUGCUGCUGGUGGCUUCGCGGAUCUCCAUACCUCCUGUUCGCUAAUAGGAAGGACAUCCGAAUCAUUGAUGCUGCAAAACCACGGGCACGAUCUCAUGUUGUGGUGAAGGAUCUGGAGGAUGCAGCUGCCUUGGAUUUUCAUUACAAGAAAAAUCUCAUCUGUUGGACAGAAAUCACACUUUAUCUGAUCAGAUGUACCUAUUUGAAUGGCACAGAGGGAACAACCCAGUACACCGUUGUGAGUGGCUAUGUCGCUCCAGAUGGAUUGGCCAUUGAUUGGAUCAAUGAUAAGAUCUAUUGGAGUGAUGUAGAUGCCAAGCGCUUGGAAGUUGCCAAUCUGGAUGGUUCACAUCGGAAGGUCCUGUCAUGGGAAGGGCAUGAUCAGCCACGUGCUAUUGCUCUCGUCCCACAUGAAGGGCUGAUGUUUUGGACGGAUUGGGGAGAGGAGGCAAAGAUUGAGCGUUCUGGGAUGAAUGGAGAUCCAGCAACUCGACAAGUCAUUGUGAAGGAUGACAUUUUUUGGCCCAAUGGAUUGACAGUUGACUUUGAAGACCAUGUCCUGUACUGGGUAGAUGCUCAGCUCAAGAUGAUCUCUUCUGUGGAUUUCAAUGGAAAUAAUCGUCAAGAGAUAACCUCUAAGAAACUUUCUCACCCUUUUGCUCUCACCUUAUAUGGAGAUAAUCUUUACUGGACAGACUGGCAAACUAGCACAAUUCGGACCUGCCCCAAGCAGCGAUGUUCAAAGCAGAAGCAAUUACCUGGAGGAUCUUUGAGCCCAAUGGAUAUUUAUGUAUGGGAGCAAGACCGGCAGCCUUGGAAAGAUUCCCCUUGCCAGCACAACAAUGGGGGGUGUUCUCAUCUCUGCCUGGCUGCCCCCAUUACUCCUUUUUUUUCUUGUGCUUGUCCUACUGGUGUACAGCUGCUCAAUUCUACAACUUGUGCAAAUGGUCCUCAAGAGUUACUUUUAUUGGUGAGACGUACUGAUCUCCGACGGAUCUCUCUGGACACCCCUGAUUACACUGCUGUUGUGAUGCCAUUGCAUCAUAUUAAGCAUGCCAUUGCCAUUGAUUAUGAUUCUGUUGAGAGGAGAUUUUAUUGGACAGAUGAUGAAGUACGUGCUAUCAGUCGUGCUUAUCUGAAUGGGACAGGACAGGAGGAGAUCAUCACCACUGAAGUUGAUCACCCAGAUGGGGUUGCCAUUGAUUGGAUUGCUCGUAAUAUCUUCUGGACAGACACAGGGACAGACAGAAUUGAAGUGGCUCAUCUGAAUGGUUCUUCCAGAAGAAUUCUCAUUAGUGACAAACUGGAUGAGCCACGUGCCAUAGUUGUGGACCCUCCUGGAGGUCUAAUCUAUUGGACUGACUGGGGAGCUAAUCCAAAGAUUGAGCGGGCUAAUAUGGAUGGCACUGAGCGAACUCAACUGAUUGAUACCGAUCUUGGGUGGCCAAAUGGGAUGGUGGUGGACACUCAUUCAGGAAGAUUGUUUUGGGGAGAUGCCAAGACUGACAAAAUUGAGGUUGCACACCUUGAUGGGUCUCAUCGCCAAGUCCUUGUAAAGGAUCAAAUCCCACAUACAUUCGGGCUGACACUCCUCGGAGACUAUUUGUACUGGACGGACUGGCAGAAUCGAAGAGUGGAGAGGGUCAAUCACCUGACUGGGCAGGAUCGAAGAGUCAUCAUUGACCAACUACCUGACCUCAUGGGAAUCAAGACUUAUCACAAUGAUCUCCUCAUACCUGUCCCUGGAGUGAAGGAAGCUGUGGCUUUAGACUUUCACAUUGAUGAAAAUAGAAUUUAUUGGAGUGAUACCAGCAUCCGAAGUAUCUCACGUGCCUUUGUGAAUGGAUCUCAACUGGAACAUAUAAUUGAAUAUGGUCUUCAAUUCCCUGAAGGGAUGGCAGUAGAUUGGAUAGCUGGUAACAUAUAUUGGACAGACAUGGGUAGCAUUCGAAUUGAGGUAGCUCGCUUGGAUGGAUCAUCAAGGAGGGUGCUUGUAUGGGAAGAUAUCCAGACUCCACAUUCAGUAACAGUUGAUCCUCGAUUUGGAUAUAUGUAUUGGAGUGACUGGGGGAGAGUGCCUCGUAUUGAAAGAGCAUCUAUGGAUGGAUCUGGGAGAGCUGUGCUUGUGAACAGAGUGGGACGGGCUAAUAGCCUUACCAUUGAUUUUGCAGAUAAUAGACUCUUCUGGACAGAUCUGGAUGUAAAGCGCAUUGAGAGCUCUGAUCUUGAUGGAAAAGCAAGGAGAACAGUACUCUCAGAAGACCUCCACCAGCCAUUCAGCUUAGCUCAAUAUCAGGACCAUAUUUAUUGGACAGAUAUGGAGUCAGGCUCCAUUGAGCGGGCUCAUAAGAUUACUGGAGAGAAUCGUACACGUAUCCAGUAUCACCUGGAUCUCAUUCUGGACAUUGAUAUCUACCAUGCUAGUCGGCAGUCUGGAUGGAAUCCAUGCCAUCCUGACAACAAUGGGUGCUCUCAUUUGUGCCUGGCAUUGCCCAUUAACGUCCCCUUGAAAGAGACCUAUCUCACCACAUGUGCUUGUCCCACUCACUACAGCCUUCACAGUGACAACAAAACUUGCAUAUCUCCCAAGACAUUUGUUGUCUUCAGUCAAAAAAAUUCAGUCAGUCGACUGUUAAUGGAUACUGGUGACUGCCCCGAUCUCAUCCUCCCAGUUGGUGGACUAAGGAAUGUACAAGCAAUUGCUGUUGAUGGUGUGAAUGAUGUUCUUUUCUGGGUGGACAAAUCUGCUACAAUCAGGCAUGCACAUCAGAAUGGGACACACCUUGGUGUGUUACUUCCAAAUCCCGAUUUAGAUCACCAUCCAUAUGAUCUUGCAUUUGAUCCCUACACCCAAUUGCUUUACUGGAGCUGUGCAAGAAAAAAUAUAAUCAAUGUCACAAGAACUGAUGGAUCAUCAAUUGGUGUCAUUGUUGGAAGUAAAGGAGAGAAACCUCGAGAUCUUGCCAUCCAUCAUCUCAAAAGAUUGUUGUUCUGGCUGGAUGUCGGAUCAGUUGGACAGUUAAAGAGAUCACUCCUGGAUGGCAGCAACAUCACCACCAUUAUUUCAGAUCUACCCAGUCCAACUGACUUGGUUGUAGAUGUUGAAGCUGAUCUGGUUUUUUGGGGUGAUGCUGAGAAGCAGUCAAUUGAAUUGGCCACAAUAGAUGGCAGAGACAGGAAAGUCCUAUUGGAGGAGGGUGUGCUACAUCCUUCUUCUCUUGCUCUUCACGGUGAUUAUCUGUAUUGGAUUGACAAGCAGCAGAACCUAAUUAGUCGGAUAAAUCGGAAAACUGGGAAGCAGCGAGAGUCUGUCCUCACGCGCCUUUCUCAUCUAUCUGACAUUGUGGCUGUCGAAGUCAUACCUCAGAAGAUCAUUCAGAGUACCCCUUGUGCCCCUGGUGCUCAUUCUUGUUCUCAUCUCUGCAUCAUAUCUGAUGAAGGACACAGCCAUCGAUGUGCCUGUCCUCGAGGGAUGAUCUUGAGUGAUGACCUCAAGAAUUGUCUCCAACCUCCUGCAUGUAGCCCUGAUAAAUUUGCCUGUGAUGGAGGCAUCAAUUGCAUACCUCUGUCAUGGCGGUGCGAUGGUGUAGCAGAAUGUCAAGAUCAGAGUGAUGAACUUGAGUGCUCCAACUGCAGGCCAGGGUUCUUCCAGUGCAAAAAUGGCCACUGUCUUGAAAAUAACUUGCGUUGCAAUGGUCAUGCUGAUUGUGAAGAUGAGAGUGAUGAAGAUUGUUGUGGUGAAGGCAAAUGGGCUUGUGGGUGGCCACAUCGCUGCCUGACACAGGAACAGGUUUGUGAUGGGAAUAACGACUGUCUUGAUCACAGUGAUGAGACUUCUGAUGCAUGUAAAUACCGAGAAUCAGCUGCAAUAUAUCUCGAGGCAACAUCAACUCCUGUCACUACGACUGUGAUUGUUGUCAGCCUUUCCCUCAUCUUCCUUGUAGUCAUCUUUUCCGUGAUAUACAUGAGGCGUACAUGCAUGAACAUUAACUCCUCGCCAGAGGGUGAGGGAUUGUCAGUGGGACUCUCCAGCAUGCGAUCAGCACGCAGCAAACGGUCAGCAGUGUCAGGGAGUGAGACCCUGACUACUUCAUUGACAGAGACUACUGCAGCGGCUGCUGCUGGUUACACGGCAGUCCCAACCAACCAUCGUCAUCUUCAUCCAUCUCACAUUCAGUCGUCAUCUUCGUAUGAUCGAAAUCACGUCACGGGCGCAUCGUCCAGUUCCAGCUCGGGAAGGUAUGGAGUAGGACCAAAGGUUCCUCCACCCAGCCCUGCUACAGUCCCACCUUCUGGCUGUUGUUCCACUCAGGUACAUUCAUAUCGACACUACAAGAGUAGAAAUCGGCCACCGCCACCCACUCCGUGCUCCACUGACGUGUGCGACGAAUCCGACUGUCAGGUGUACGAUUAUGACGUGUAUCCCCCUCCACCUCCCACUCCCCGGUCCCACUACUUCAGCAUCCCCUCUAACUGUCCUCCAUCGCCAAUGACAGAAAAGUCUUAUUAUAACCCCCUCCCACCUCCACCUUCACCUGUUCACUAUGACUGAGCUCAAUUUUAAUGUAAUCCCAAUAUCUUUCGCGCAAAUUUUGCCACUAAUCAACAGGUUAUAUCUGAAUCACUAUGGUACCUGAUCUCUUCUAAUGUUUUUGCACUUUUAAUGCCUGGGCAUCUGUCUUUCUUUCAAUUGAGGUGGUCCGUCUGUUAUAGUACAACGGUGGUCGGAUUUGCUGUGUGAGAUUUGUUAGUGUGAAUACAGUAUGUGUCUAUACAUUUGUAGAAAAGCGAUUCAAUGUGACAUCAUGGUGCCAUAUGUAAAGCCACUGAGUCCUGCCAUUCACAAGCAAAUUUGAUACCAGAUGCUGUUUCUUUCUGUGAUACGAAAAAGGACUGUGGACCCAACUCAUAAUUGAUGUCAUUUGUUAGUGUUCUGUACCAGUGACAAGUUUGGGCAUUUUUAUGCACAAGUAUGCCAUAACCACUGCCUUGACUCUGCUCACGAAUUGUUUGAGAAGUACACAUUCAAGGUGUGAGCUUGUUAAAGAUGCCGUCAUGUCACUCUGCAUUUUGCAUUGUCUCCAUCCAGAUACUCUGGAAUCAAAUGUCUUCAAUCAUCUUGUGAUAUAACCCUCUGAAGAUGUAGAGCAGGGAAUCUGUAGUAUGUUCAGUGCACAACAAAGUCUGGUGCUGUGGCAUUCUCAUGCUCAUGUCAAGAGCAACUUGUUCCAUGAAUGUUCUGCUAUCAGGAUCCACUCAAAUUUUUAUCUCUUCUUAUCUCUCCAAAAAUUGCUUUUAUUGUAGGCAUGAUGCAAAGUUUUGCUUGAUUAAUGAUUGUUUUCAUUUGUGCAUUUCUUAUAUUGAUUCGUCAUAAUAGUCCAUCUCAAUCUCUGCAAAUCUCUUCAGCAGAGCUACAAGUCCAUGAAAUUUAUCUUUAAUGACAAUUGACUAAGAAAUGAUUCAAGUGUCUUGUCA